This is a messenger RNA of Lolium rigidum, 2058 nucleotides long. RefSeq names its product wall-associated receptor kinase 2-like. Gene Ontology annotation, molecular function: calcium ion binding; protein serine/threonine kinase activity; ATP binding. Gene Ontology annotation, biological process: protein phosphorylation; cell surface receptor signaling pathway. Gene Ontology annotation, cellular component: plasma membrane. The record is from RefSeq and is a predicted model, not a curated record. The coding region runs from base 1 to 2058 and encodes 685 amino acids. NCBI's taxonomy places the organism in Eukaryota, Viridiplantae, Streptophyta, Magnoliopsida, Poales, Poaceae. The transcript has 3 exons.
AUGGGAAGUUCAUCAAUGUGGAUGGCACUUGUCCUGCCUGCGCUGCUGGUCACGACAAUGUCGCCCUCCGUGGCGGAGUACCUACCCACAAUGGAGCCAUGUCAGAGUAGCUGCGGCCGCAUGGACAUCCCCUUCCCUUUUGGCAUCGGCGCAGGCUGCUUCCGACCGGGCUUUGAGAUCUCCUGCGUCAACAACUCGAUCCCGGUCAUGGCGGGCACCGACGGGAACAUACGGGUGCUGAAUCUGUCCUUGUCACCGGACCCCAUGGUCAAGGUGGAGCUGCCAAUGGCAUGGCAGUGCUUCGACUCCACUGGCGACCUCAUCGAGUCUUCCAACGGAGGGGGUGGCGUGAACCCGCUAGGCGUGUAUCGCAUCUCCAGCACCCUCAAUGAGCUCGUCGUCCUCGGCUGCAAUACCUUAGCCAAGAUCAACACCAGCGAGCGCCCACAGACGUACCAGUACUACACGUACAGCACGGAGUGCGUGGCCUUGGCCAACGACUCCAGCGACCCGCACGACGGUGCGUGCAACGGCGUCGGCUGCUGCAGCGUCGGCGUCCCGCUGGGGCUCACCGACAACGAACUCUUCUUCGAGACCGGCGGCUCCUGGACGCACAAGAACCUGGAGUUCUGCCCCUGCGACUACGCCUUCAUCGUCCAGAAGGGCCUCUACAACUUCAAGAAGGACCACCUCCUCCACAUGGACGUCAACCACACCAGCAUGCCCAUGUCACUGGACUGGGCCAUCCGCGAGAACGGCUCCCUGUCAUGCGUUGACGCAGCUAUGCGGACGGAGGAGUACGCCUGCAAGAGUGCCAAGAGUCGGUGCUUCAACUCUAGGAAUGGGCCGGGCUACUCCUGCCACUGCAACGAUGGCUUCGAAGGCAACGCUUACGUUGUCAAUGGAUGCCUCGAUAUAGAUGAAUGUGCACGAGACGACACUCCAUGCCUGGGUGUGUGCAAGAACACCAAUGGCGGUUACCGAUGCUCAUGUCGUCCAGGUUAUAAGAGCUCUGACCCACAUGUGUAUCCCUGCGAUCCUAUUAUCCCAUUGGCAGGACAAAUUUCCAUAGGCAUAGUAGCUGGUAUUUUUAUCAUCACAAUAACGUCAUUUAUUAUCGUCCUUCGCAAAGAGAAGAGGCACAGGGAUGAGAUAUACAGAAAAAAUGGUGGUCCUACAUUAGAAAAGGCUAGUAUUAUAAAGCUUUUCAGAAAGGAGGACCUCAUACCAAUUUUAAAACCUAGCAAUAUAAUUGGAAAAGGUGGUUUUGGCGAAGUUUACAAGGGCCUUCUUGAUGGUGUAUGGGUAGCGGUAAAGAAACCGAUUAGUGGCAAUCAGAUGGAGACUAACCAAUUUGCAAAUGAAGUCAUCAUCCAAUCUAAAGUUAUCCACAAGAAUAUCGUUAGGCUAAUAGGUUGUUGCCUAGAAGUGGACACCCCCAUGCUAGUCUACGAAUUCAUAUCACAAGGAAGCAUGGAUGACAUUCUUCAUGGUGGGGAGAAGAAGCAUCUCGGCUUGGAUGCGCGUCUCAAUAUUGCUGCAGAAUCAGCACAGGGUCUAGCUUAUAUGCAUUCACAAACCAAUACGGUCAUCUUGCAUGGUGAUGUUAAGCCAGCAAAUAUAUUAUUGGAUGAAAAGUUUGCACCCAAGAUCUCAGACUUCGGCAUAUCAAGGCUGAUUGCAAGAGACAAUGAACACACUGCAUCAGUCAUAGGUGACAUGAAUUAUAUGGAUCCAGUGUACCUAGAAUCCGGCUUGUUGACCGCAAAAAGUGAUGUAUACAGUUUUGGAGUGGUGAUCCUAGAACUCAUCAGCAGGAAGAAGGCCACUCGUCCUGGCAAUAGCAGCUUAGUGAAUAGUUUCGUUGAGAAUCACAAGAAGGGGAAGGAAUCAACGGAGCUAUUUGACACGGAGAUCGCAGUGGGAGGAGAUGUGGGCCUUCUUCAAAGCCUGACCGAACUUGCUAUGAAAUGUCUUAACCUUGAGGUGGAGCAAAGGCCAACAAUGACUGAAGUUGCAGAGCAACUUGUCGCAUUUACUCGAUCGCGCCAGGUGUAA